UGACAAUCCGCCUUUACAUAAUCGUGCUAUUAUGGCUGGUCCCUCAAUCUGUAGACUCAGGAGCGGUUGUUAUGACAGUUUCCAGCUAUAAUAAGUUGGUGAAGGCCAACCAACUGGUACUCAUACUUUUCUACAACAACUGGUGUAUGUGGAGCAGGAAAAUGCUUCCAGCAUUCGAUAAAGCGGCAGACCUGAUUCGAAAUAAGUUCAAGCCACCUGGAACAGCCCUACUGGCGAAAGUGGAGUGCGACAAAAAUGUGAAGCUUUGCAAGACAUUCAAAAUAAAGCAAUAUCCGACUGCCAUACUUGUAAACCACUCAACGAAAAUCAACAAGGAGUACAAAAAUAAACGCUCGGAGAAGGCAAUAGUGAAUUUUAUGAAAAAGCACAUAAAAAUGUCAACUCAAAAGAGAAAAUAGGAAUAUCAUUUAAAGUACACUUGGCAGAACUCAAUUUCAAUAAAUAAU
Messenger RNA from Scaptodrosophila lebanonensis, 467 nucleotides. RefSeq names its product endoplasmic reticulum resident protein 44. The transcript has a single exon. The record is from RefSeq and is a predicted model, not a curated record. Bases 72 to 419 code for a protein of 115 amino acids. Lineage: Eukaryota; Metazoa; Arthropoda; Insecta; Diptera; Drosophilidae.